Sphaeroforma arctica JP610 is the source of this 471-nucleotide messenger RNA. RefSeq lists its product as hypothetical. The coding region runs from base 1 to 471 and encodes 156 amino acids. The transcript is spliced from 2 exons. NCBI's taxonomy places the organism in Eukaryota, Ichthyosporea, Ichthyophonida. The record is from RefSeq and is a predicted model, not a curated record.
AUGGGCGCAACGAUUAGACCAGUUGCAGGAUACCAUCUUACCAACGCUUCACCAUAUUACCUAGAGUUCGAUAAAUGCGACGUAGUGAUGGGGCGCUCGGAAGGUAGAACGCCGAAAGCAAUAUGUCCUCUCUUUGGCCCGUAUGUUUUCAAGAAUAGAAUCGGGCAACGCUAUGAGAUAGCAAGCAAAGACGGGUCAGUGCCAUCAGAAUUUAAGGACAAACCAGUCCGUAUUGAACUCCGGUUAGUCCAUCGUAGUACAGACCCACCACUUGACGAUACCUUGUGGGCAGAAGGUGGAGUUGAGUUCUGCCACGUUAUCAAGCAUCGCGCAAACGAUGAGACAGGCAGCCUUGAAUACUUGGUGCGAUGGCGCGAAGGCGACCCCACGUGGGAGACAGCCGAGGCCUUUACCGACCCCAACGACAUUGUCGCCUACCACAAUGACUCGUACGCGCAAACGACGCCGUGA